GAUUACAAUCUCGGUGGUGAGAUUGGAGCGGUUCGUGAAGAAUGCGCGAGCUCUUCCGAAGAUGAAGACUGUCCUUGUGGAUCGAAUGCUAUCAGCUGUAUCGACGUGGGGGAGGACUCGUAUUGCCUUCCACGUCUUGGGCGAUGCCCCAUAGUUUGCGGUGAGGACGAAGAGCCGUGCUAUCGCCCAGGUUUCGACGCUGAGGGCAACCACCUCCCUCCGGAGGAGACCUGCGUGUUAAAAGGACUCGCGUGCGGCUGCGGGCAAAACUCAUUCGCAUGCGACACAGACGGAAACCUAACCCAAUGUCUCCCCAUCGUCGGAGGAUACUGCCCGCAGUGCUUGGCUGAUGAAGUUGAGUGCCCGCAUGUACUCAAUUUCCAGCCAAAUGGCACCCAAGUCCCAGCAGAGGGUUGGGUCGAGCCCGUCCGCAAGUGUGCCAGCAGCUUACUGGACUGCCCCUGCGGGCGGGAAGCGCAGAUGUGCGACUCCCUGGGACGCUGCAUCUUCAAGGGUGCUGCCUGCUGCACCUACGACCAGAAGCUCUGCGUGCUGACCGACUACGGGCCCGAUGGCCAGCUGACAGGUUACCGGGAGAUCUGCUGGCUGCCGACCGAACCAUGCCCGUGUGGCGCCAACACGCACCGCUGUCCCGGAACGGAAGUCUGCUUGCCCGAGUCGAUCAAGGAAGCGAUUUGCCCUUGUGACCCGUG
Molecule: messenger RNA, 713 nt
Organism: Symbiodinium natans
Lineage: Eukaryota; Dinophyceae; Suessiales; Symbiodiniaceae
Source: the annotation of a GenBank genome assembly